Molecule: messenger RNA, 1062 nt
Organism: Thelazia callipaeda (thelaziosis nematode)
Lineage: Eukaryota; Metazoa; Nematoda; Chromadorea; Rhabditida; Thelaziidae
Source: the annotation of a GenBank genome assembly
AUGGCGGAUCGACGUAAAACUGGAAGAAAAAAGACAAGUGAUAAUGAAAAGCUAACAAAAGAAGAAGAAGCUAUUGCUCGUUAUGUUCGAUUUAAUUGUCCAACGAAAACCACAAUGUUCGAGGGCAAUGAAGUCCAUUAUUUUACCGGUACAAAAGCUGUUGAUACUUUGUAUGAGUCUAAGAAAUAUGGUCACAUUUCGAAAAAUGUCAAGUUUGCUACUCGACAAGUAGCAGUUGUGUUCAUGCGCUCACUUUUGGAAAGUGGUUUAUUUUUCCGUGCGAGAAAAUUAGUCCCAAAAAAGAAAGAUGACAAGAAGAAAGAAAAAAUGCAAAAUGAUACCAGCAAAUCACCGAAAAAGAAGUUGGCAAAAUAUGAUUGUGAUGAGGAAAUGAAAAAACUAGAAAGUGAUGAUAAUGAUGAAGGAAAUAGAAAAGAACUGGAUAAAAAGAAGGAUGACAAAAAGAAAAAACGAAAAAUUAAGUUAGAACUUCAUCAAGAACAAUCAUUUAACGAUACAAACGAUGUUUUUGUUUGGAUCUUUGACCCAACUCCUUUAUAUAAAAAAGUUAUUGGUGCGCUAAUGGUACUGGGAACUAUAGCGAGCUGUUUGUUUCCCUUGUGGCCGAUGUGGUUACGUCAAGGAGUAUAUUAUUUAUCUAUUGCUGGAUUAUCUUGUUUUGGAUUGCUUAUUGGUGUUGCAGUAGCUCGAACGGUGCUAUUUGCCAUAAUUUGGGCGCUAACUAUGGGAAGACAUAAGUUAUGGUUACUACCAAAUUUAACAGAGGACUGUGGCUUUUUUGAAUCUUUCCAGCCUUGGUAUACUUAUGAAUAUUGUCCUACUGGAAGUAGUAAGAAGAAGAGGGGAAAUAAUUGGAAAAAGAAAUCAGAUGAUGGUGAUAGUUCAGCAGCUGAAACUGCCAGGAAAACUGCAGAAAAGUCGAGGAAAAGCGAAUAUGAGGCUAGUGGUGAUUCUGGUCACGAUGAUGAAACGGAUAUAACAGAUGAGGAAAAAACUGAUGGUGCUUCGGAAUCGGAAAAUGGAAGUAGUCAAGUAAGUUAA